Messenger RNA from Hylaeus anthracinus, 7843 nucleotides. It is a transcript of the gene tj, whose product is annotated as transcription factor Maf-like. Gene Ontology annotation, cellular component: nucleus. NCBI's taxonomy places the organism in Eukaryota, Metazoa, Arthropoda, Insecta, Hymenoptera, Colletidae. The coding region runs from base 2750 to 4006 and encodes 418 amino acids. Gene Ontology annotation, molecular function: RNA polymerase II cis-regulatory region sequence-specific DNA binding; DNA-binding transcription factor activity, RNA polymerase II-specific. Gene Ontology annotation, biological process: regulation of transcription by RNA polymerase II. The transcript is spliced from 5 exons. The record is from RefSeq and is a predicted model, not a curated record.
CAGUCACCACUCGGACGACGUAUUCGGCGCUGCUUACCACGGCGUCUUCUUUUUCCCUUUUCCCGGUGCCUCUGCUCCGCUGGUGUGCGCGCUAGAAACCGCGCGGAGGGAAGGUGUCCGGAGGUAUCUGGGCACCCCGCGACGCUCCUCGCGCGCCGCUCGCGUUCGCCAGAAUUUGAUUCGCCGGGAUCGAGCAGGUCGACGGGCUGGGGGAUCGAACGUCGAUACGCGACCACUUUUUGGCGGGAAGAUCGAGGCGGGCCAGUGCUAUGUAGGUGACAGUGAUGCCAGUGGGUGGUCGGUUACGCUCGCCGCGUUUCGGACAGUGAGUUCGGAUACCUGCGACACGAUCAUCGCGGUUGGUGCAUGUUCGGAGGUGCUUGACGUAAACGAACGGACUGUUUUGGAGAAAAAGAGGAAGGGAGGUGCUUUAGAGUGGCAAAACGUUCCAAGUUUAGAGAGACUGAAAGUCAAAGCUUUAGAAUAUCUGGACACUGGGAGUUCAAGGUGACGGAAGAAGAGAGCUCUGGAACAUCGGAAUGUUGCAAGUUUAAGGCGACUGAAGAUCAAAGCUGUAAGAUAUCAGGAUUUUCAAAGUUCAGGGCGACAGAAGGACAGAGCUUUAGAAUAUCAGAGCAAUAGAAGUCCAAGGCGACAGAAGAACAGAGCCUUAAAACAUCAGGACGUUACAAGUUCAGAGCAAUUGAAGGACAAAGCUUCAGAGCACUGGAACGUUAGAAUUUCAGGGCAGCAGAAGAACAGAGCUUUAAAACUUCAGGACACUACAAGUUCAAAAAUAUCGAAGACUAAAGACGUGAAAUCAAGACGUGAAAAGUUCAGAGAGCCGGCCAAAGGGAGCUUUAGACGAUCAGGACAUUAGGAAUUCAAAGCUCAAGAACAAAGCUUGAACGUCAAAGCUUUACAGCAUCAGGACAUCGGAAAGCCAGAGCAUCAGAAGGUCAAAGCCUCGGUAAAUCAAAUCCCUUGGCCACAAAGAUCUUCAAACUCCAGACGCUUCGUACCCUCUACCCUCGUCUGACCAAGCACGUCUCGAUCUACUCAACCCACCGCCGCGCGCGGCAGGGAUUCCCACGCGAGCGAUAAUACACACGCAUUAAACGCUCGCAGGUGUUUAUCGUCCUCGAGCAACCUGUAUUCUCCAUCAACCAAAGAAUCCAACUUACUCAAUCCCUACUCGUUCUUCCAAAAGGGCUAUUCCCAUGAGAACAGAAGAUCCCUGAACGUCUAAAAACGUCUCGUGAACCGAGAAUCUCAGUGAAUCCAGCGAAUCGAUCGGUCAGCUCACGUGGCGUGGCAUAAUCGGUGUCACGUUCGCGACGAGAUCGCGGUUAGCGGAUUCGCGUCGUUAGGCGGAGUCGUUUGGGGAAGGUGGUCACGACGCAACAAACGGUGACGAGUUGUCGAGGAGGUGGCGACGGCGGAGGUGGAGGUGGAGGUGGCGGUGGCAGCGAGAAGACGCACCCGUAUGCGGCCGCAACCGAUACGGUAGAGGAGGUGGAGGCGCAGGAGGUGGAGGUAGAGGUCGACGAGGUUAAGAUGGAAGCCGAGGACCAUCUCGCCAGGGAAUACGUACAGGAGUUUGUUCUCGAUCAUCUCGAUCCCGCCGACGUCAAACGAGAGGUUCGUGAUGUUCGAUUCUGUUUGAGUCUGGAUUAAACGGCGAUCCAUCUCGCUAAUUGUAUCGAUAGAGGAGCCCGCGAGUGCGAACGAACGAAGACUCGAAAAGACACGACGGACCGUUUUAUUUGUUGGAUAGUUUUCUUGGAUUCGAGAGUCUUCAGGAUUGCGAUUAAGUAUUGUAACUGUUAAAUACGUAGAUGGAUUUCAUGUUGAGGUAUUCUUUUUAGUUGGGUGUUUUAUGGUGGUUUGUUUGAUUUUUGAUUAUUGAGAACUGAUGUUUUUUGACGGUUUAUUUUGGUAUUUAACGUAUAUGUGUUUUAUUAUAAUUAGGAUUCGAAGUUUAGAUUGAAAAGUUUGGAUACAUAAAAGAGUACUGUGAGUAUUUUUUAUUGUGAAAAUUAUGAAUGAUAUCCUUGUUGAAUUUAAAAACUACAUUAAGAAUAAAACGAAGAUGAGUUUGAUUAAUUUAUGAUUUAAAUCAUCUUAUUUUUAUUUUAUAUAUACAGCGAGUGCCUGAAUAUUAAAUCUAUUCUUUUUAAUAAUUUACUAAUACUUUAUAAUUUCAUUCUGAUAAUGAAUUGACUGUAACUAAUUUCACUAUACUUUCGACAUAACGUUUUCUUCAAAAUUCUUAAAUUUAGAGAGUAAUCCCAUUAAAAUUCUCAAUUUCUUAUUUCCAUGAAAAAAAAACCAUCGUACACUUUUAUGCAUUGAAAUAUCUAAAGAUCUAAUCCAAGAGUCACAGUGUUAUAACAAAUAAAGCUUGUGUCGAGACUGGCGAAUUUAACUAACAUUAUUCGAUACUACAAAGUAACUAACCCAUAACGUUCAUCUAAGAACACGUUUCAUUUGUAAUAAUAACAAAUAGACAUUCUCAGUCCCGUUUGAUGUUAGGCAAAUGUCAGAAACUUGUGCUGAACCUUUUCGAGUUGGACUUGAUACAUAAUAAUCAGAUUAUCGAACACAGGAAAUGUAAUACUUCUACUAAACUGUUAAUAAUCAUACCAAUAAAAUAAAUUUCAAGUGUCGAUGACUGGGAUAGUGUUGAAUCAUUGGGAGUGGAGACCGGACAAGUGAACCACGUUUCAAGGUACGAAUCAGCUCACCAAUGAUGGUGAACGGUAGCGUGGUACAGUUACCUGGCCAGGUGCAGGCGCAGGGCCUGGCAUUGGCUCCCCUGACGCCGCCGGCGCACGAAUUGGAGCAACCUCAUCCCCUGUACGGGCAGCCGCACAUUCAGGUGCAGCACGGAGUCCUGGUGAAGGCACCGCCGGGUACAGCUUCUCACCUAACGACCCUCUCGCAUCCUGGAACACCGCCGGACACGCCUCCGGUCUCUGCCUCGCCGCCGCCAUUGCAGUUGCAUCGCGGCGAACGGGAUUCCCGCGAAAGGGGCCUCUUCUUGCAUCUCCAGCAGCCAGGCUCGCUGGCCCAAGACGAGAUGCAGCCAGGCACCGGAGGUAUGGGCUGGCUGACGCAGUCCCUCAGACAGGAACCGCUCGACCUCAGGCCUCAUUGUCCCCAGGAGCAGACGCCCGAGCAUCAUCACGAGGCUUGGCAUCCGACGCCCACGCAUCAUCAUUUCCAAGACCUCCAUCAGCUGCAGCGUCAGGCCAGGCACACUGGUGGAUACAUCACGAUGUCGGGUCACUUAGAGUACUACGGGGGCACGGGCGCAGGCAGCGGGAUGCUUCCCGCGGGCGGAAGUGGAAUGUCGGGGAUGGAAGACAGCAUGCAGGGCAUACCUAUGCAACCGGGAAGACCGAUGAGCGUUUGUUCAGUGAGUUCUUGCGGUGCUGGAGGACCUAGUCCCGCGCACAGGACAGGCAGUGCCCUGUACCCGAGUUGCGGCAGCAACAACCCCCAGGAAGAACUCAUGAACGACGAGCUGCUCAUGUCCCUUUCCGUGCGCGAACUAAACAAACGCCUCCAUGGCUGCCCGCGGGAAGAGGUGAGUCAGGUCGUGCGCCUCAAGCAGAAGCGACGGACCUUGAAGAACCGCGGCUACGCUCAGAACUGCCGCAGCAAACGGCUCCAGCAACGCCACGACCUCGAGACGACGAAUCGCAACCUGCAGAACGAGCUCCAACGGCUCAAGAUCGAGCUGGCCCGCGUCCAGCAGGAGCGCGAUCUCUACAAGCAGCGAUGCGAGAUCCUACGCGCCAGACAGAGCCAUCAUCAUAACCACAAUCACAGCCAUCAUCAGCAACAGGCGUCGCAGCAGCAACCGCAGCCCCAGCCCCAGCCCCAGCAACCGCCGCAGCAUCAGACAUCGAAUCAACAGCAACAACCGCCCCAGCAACAGCAACAACAGUCGCAACAGCAACACCAACCAGCGCCUGCUAGCCCGGAGGUCUACCUGUGACAUCGACAGCGCCGAGGAGGCGCUUGCUGGACCUGAAGAGAAACACGACGUCGUCUGAUCGUGAAAUUCUCGAUGGCGACAUACCUUGGCGAUGGGUUGAAAAAGACCAGCCAGGCAAUCGAGUAUUCCUUCGAGAAGCAGUUUUUUCAAUCGAGACUUAAGUCUUAAGCACAUCUCUAAGCUCGUCUAAGUGUAUAUAGCGCUCAGUUCUCCGUCGUCUUUCGUUUCGUCCCUUUUCUCUACACGCAGCUUCGUUAAAGCCACGUCGAGGGCCUUGACUGUUAAUAAUGACUUUGUAAAUCGUGUCCACGGAGUUACGGCGUAGCUAAGGUAUCAUUAGAUUAAAGGUAAUUAGUUCUAUUCGCAUAGGUAUAUGGAUAAUAUGCUCGUGGUAGACUGAACGUCUUUGCCAAAUAUUGUACCAAAAAAGAGAAAAAAAUAAAUAUAUUGAGGAAACUGUACUUUGUCGUAGCGCAAACAAAAAAAAAAAAGGAACAGUGAUGAAAGCUUGCGUGAAGAUAAACGUAGCGUUUAAGGGUUUCAUUCUAUUUGUUAUUUAAUUUCUAGCCAAAGAGAUCAUUUUUAUUCUUACGACGCGAAUGAUCGUGGAUAGCCUUCGGUGCUGGCUGGUGUCUUUGUUGCGUUUUUUAAGUUUUAAAUGCACGGGAAGAUUCGAGAAAUUUGAGGUGCAUAUAGAAGCGUGUGCGAGAGAUUUUUAAUUAAUAUAAAUUUGCAAGUUAGUCUUAGUUAAUUUAUUUCAAAUUUGAAAUUAUUAUAUAUCUUAGUCUUAGAAGCUUUAUGUAUUUAUCGAACAUUCUGAACUGUAAUCUCAACCCUUUAUGGAAAAGAAUGUUAUCUAAGGAAGAGUAAAAUUUAUCGUUUAUACAUUUAAUAGUUUUACUGUAUUAAAUAGUAAUUUAAUUAGUAAAUAAAUUCCGAUGAUUCCUCGCACGUUUUUGUAGUAACUUUUACACAAUCACGUACGUGGGAUAUGAUGUCCUUGAACUUGAACAUUGUGGCAGCACCGAGGAUGCUUUCCGUUAAUAGAACGACCAUUCUGUAAAUUUAUACUUUGAAGCGGAUAGUUGAGAAUCUUUUAGGUAAUAGCCAAGUUUCGUUGGCUACGGUUGUUUUUAUCGUUUCGUUGGUAAAUAGACAUUACGAAUGUCAUCGUUUAUCCUCAGCGAUGGAUAUCGUUUUCGCAGGGAAGGACUAGUAUCGACGAAGGUGGUGUUUGGCUUUGAAUUCUUCCGGAGCAAUUUUUUAAUUUGUAUACUCAUACUAUUAUUAUAUAUUCCAACAGCAGUUUUGGUUAAAUAAUUUAAAACGCGAUUUUUAAAUGAAUGCAUUAUUGAAUUAUUCCAAAGGACUCUAUUGAAGCACUGGAGCUUAUUUUAAAUCGGAAUGUAAUAAAAGUUUUUAGAAUUUCUAUUAUGUGUUGCAUUGAAAAUUACAGAAAAUUACAGAAAAUUGCGGAAAAACAAUUAGUUGUAUUCUUUGUGGCUAAAUUUUUUAGAAUAUACGAUUAGGCCCAUUAGUAUUAAGUUAAAGAGCCAAAGAUUGUUCAUGUCGAUACUUGUCCUUCAGGCCAGCGUUUCCCAAACUAGGUUCAACUUCGCACUAAAAAGUAGAAGAAUUGAUUUUUAUAGUCAUUACAGUUUCAUGAAAAUAGGCACACUUUAAAGUAAGGAAAGUAACUUUUUAUGUUCAUAAUGAUACCAUUAAAAUAGAAGAGUCAAUUUUUAAAUCCAUCAAACUUUCAUUAAAAUUCGAGAAUGAAUUUUUAUAUUUAUUAUUCGCUAAAACCCCAAAUAACUUUAAAUGAAUGUAAAUGUUGGUGGAGAGAAAAUUCACAAACCUAAAAAUAUUGAAAAUUCCAAGCAAAAAAAAAUUGCAAUAACAUCUACCCUUCCGAAUUGAUUUAUAACAACAAUGAGAAAAAUGUUCUCUGAUUGAACAUCCCUGUUUGGGAAACGCUACUUUAGGAAAUCACAAGAAUUAGGAGGAAAUACGAUUCGAAUCGUGAUGAUUCGAUACUGACUCGACUAAAUCGGCGAGAUCUGCUUCUACUUAGAGUACCUACGACGUUCGAUCGUGCACGCAUGAGUGCGAGUGUCUGUCUCCUUAAAGGGUGGCGUUUGGCGAAGAACGCGAGACCCGAUGGAUCUCAGAAGUUGCAUAACAAAGUCGUGUCGGUGCAUUUUCGCACCGACGCGACACGACACGGUGAUAUCGUUUUUAGUACUUAUGCAGUGGCGUGUUAUACCUUCGCAGGGCCCGCGACAAAAUUUAAGGGGCCCCAUGAUAAGAGAAUCACAAAUUGAAAACGUAUCUCAAAUUCAAUCUCAUUUCAUCGAGACAAUGAAAUGUUAAUUAGAAAAUAACACACAACAGGACAAUAAUUUGGAAAUAAUACACCGUACCUACAGUCAGAAAUGGAUAAAAUUCUUAUCUAGAUAGACACUUUGAAUGACGAAUAAAAAGUGAAUAGUUUUUGCUUCGUUAUUUGUUCGAUAAAAAUUGCUAUUAAAAUUUUUAAAUGACGUGGAAUUUUAUAUCGACUGAAUGAGACCUGGGUAACUGUGUGAGAGAAUAAACAUGCAGUUAAAUUGCUAUAGGGUGCUUUACUAUUCGUCAUCUAUUAUUCGAAUACAAUUUUGCUCAUCUCUGCCUGUAGUUAAUCUGAUCAGUAGCCUGCGGAUUUGAUAUAUUUAUGGUGCAUACGAAUAUGAAGAACACAGUUAUGAAAUAUGAAUGUUAAUACUAUUACAUUAAUCGAUUAAUUAAUAUAUUUAUUUCAUUAAUAUCAUAAUAAUUAAUUAAUAUACUCAUUUAUUCGUAAAUAAAUAUUUCAAUGAUACAUUAAUUUAAUUAAUAUAAUAAUAAUUCAUGUAAUAUUCUAAUAUUAAAAUAUUCAUUUCAUUAAUAUUAACCCAUAAAUCUCAUCAAUGUCAACAUAUUAAUUCUAUUAACAAAAAAUAGACUAAUUAUUAUUCCAUAUUAGCAUACACCAGAAAUGCAUGAAAUCGUCAUUCAGCUAACAAAUAUCCCCGCUAGUUUACUUGUCCUGUGUGUGUCACAGAUCCUACCAAAAAAUUAUGUGUAAAAGAAUCAAUUCAAUGCUGUCAACCAUUGAUCAUAUCAAGUUUCUCAAACAAAGCUCAUUCCUCGUAUAUCAUACAAAAAUCAUUGAAAUGAGCUUUCCUAUGCAUUGAAUUUUUAGAGGGGGCCCCCGUUCGAUCAGGGUCCUGGUCAAAUAUUGUUCUUGGGAUAACACGUUACCGUACUUAUGGCACAAAAUGAUCUGUAUACGGUAGCUCUAUAAAUUAUCGGCCAUGUUAUUCGUUUCGUUUAUUUUCUAGGGAAUGUUUGGACGAGAUGGGGCUGUUUUUAUUUUCUCUUUUGCGUUCAAACAGCGGCGUAAAUUUUGUGGCGAGUGCGUUCUCUCUGCAAUUGCCCGCGUUGUAGUAAACGUUGUUGCAGGAAUAUUUGAAAAUUAAGUAUUUGUUAAGUAUCCGUUUAUUUUUUUUGUUUUUUUUUUUUUAAAUAUAUAUAUAUUAGUGGAUGCUUUUGUUUCGUAUUCUUUGUUUGGGGAUUGUGCAAGGGUGCAAGCGAGGAGGUUGAUACAAAAAUUACGCCACUGUCAUAUCGGAUGACAUACGAAGCAUAUAUUAUUGUUUUGUCGCGUUGGAUUGCGACUCGGUCGUUUGUGUCGAUCGUGGCGUGUCCGAUACGAUUUAAGAAUAUUUUAAUUCACGUUACAUUGUCUCAUGUGUACAUAAAAUAAUUAUUAUACUUCUUAUUAUAAAUAAAUGCCGACAACGGCAGUUUCAGAUA